AUGGUGUCAUCCCAACGUCCUGAGACCCGGUUACCGGCAGCGUUGACCCAGCCGACCAAACUUGUUGGAAUGUACGAGGAGUUUGUGACGAAGAACUCCAGCUCGGUGAGCCAGGUUGAGUCGGCACUGCGAUCAUUGACGUAUAUCAUUCCAGUCCAUUCUGGGGUGCAACUCCUAUCCUUAUACCAUGACUCCCUUGUUGCCCGAGUUAUAUCUCGCCUCCCACUCACUAUACCCCGUCCUCCUCCUACCCCUCACGCACGGUAUACUAAGUAUUGGAUCUCAAGUUCAUCCCUCUAUCACCGAGUCGCUUUAGCGCUACAAAUGAUUAAAUAUACAGAACUUCUUUGGGAAAUGGUUGCCCGGCGCCGAGGCGAAAAGAUUCGGUGGCGCGUGGUGGUCCUUAUCGAAGGACUCAAGGCCCUAUGUCGCCUGAUCCUACUCCGAUUGACGAAUUCCAGGCCGCUGGUCAACCCGCCUUUACCGGAGCGAGAAGUUGAUCCGCGACCAGCAGAAGACGAAGAUGAAGCGGGCGAUUGGAAUGGGAUGGAGACGCCAAAGAGUGAAAAAUCUGAUUCGGACGCCAGCUGGACGAUGCCGAGAACGGGUUUCUCAAUGCCUAGUUUGCCAGAUGCUAGCGAUGUAUCGAAUUAUCUCAUUUCCAAGGUCCUUACAGCAGACGACGUUAAGCCUCCCAAAACGUUGUUGCAUCGCGUUAAUGGGAUGGGCCAGCUUGCCGAAGUUAUGUUUAUCCUCCGCCCCUUGAUUUACGCCUUGGCGCUGCAAAAGUGGAGUGGAAAGAAGAAGAGCUGGACUCCUUGGUUAAUUGGGUUCGGAAUGGAAUAUGGCUGUCGACAGCUAGCAAAGAAAGAUUUUCGCACUCGGGUAGCAGGUGGUUUACGCGGCUUAACCGGCCUAGAAAGGGAGGAGCUCAAGAAAAGAGGGUGGAGUAUGGGUUGGUGGACUAUGAGGGGAGCUUUUUAUGAGAAUGUCACCAAGUCCUGGCUUCAAGGCAUGACACGGCGGUUGAAGGGCAAACCUUUGCUUGACUUGGUGGGUGGCGUCAUUGACGAUUACGAGUAUCUUUGGGAUAAUUACUAUUUCUCCACUGCUACGCUUUGA
This is a messenger RNA of Uncinocarpus reesii 1704, 1122 nucleotides long. RefSeq lists its product as uncharacterized. The record is from RefSeq and is a predicted model, not a curated record. Gene Ontology annotation, cellular component: peroxisomal membrane. NCBI's taxonomy places the organism in Eukaryota, Fungi, Ascomycota, Eurotiomycetes, Onygenales, Onygenaceae. The transcript is spliced from 3 exons. Bases 1 to 1122 code for a protein of 373 amino acids. Gene Ontology annotation, biological process: peroxisome organization.